CCUGUGGUCACAUGACCUGGUAGAAAAGUGAGUCUCCGGACCACAACCACCGAAUCAAGCCCCAAAAAAACCCCUCCAGGACACUGUAACACGGCUAACAUGGCAGGCUGACCUCCGAGGAACCAUGACGCUCCAGGCCCCCCGCGUAUCGGCGUUCACCUUCGAGUCGGCGGUGCACAGCACCCACGUCCUGCAGUGCCUGAACGAGCAGAGGCAGCAGGACGUGCUGUGCGACGUGACGGUGUUGGUGGAGAGCAGGAGCUUCCGGGCCCACUGCUCCGUCCUGGCCGCCUGCAGCGAAUACUUCCACAGCAGGGUCACUAAUGUGUCCAGACACAAUCCCGUCAUCACCCUGCCCGAUGAGGUGACGGCGGAUGGAUUUGAACCCCUGCUUCAGUUUGCCUACACAUCAAAGCUGCUUUUCACCAAAGAAAACAUCCAUGCCAUCCACAGCUGCGCUGAGUUUUUAGGAUUUCACAAUUUGGAGUCAGCAUGCUUUGAUUUUCUCAUCCCAAAGUUUUCCGAGGGCAAGAGAACCUCACAGGAGGUCAGGCAGCGAGCCUGCUGCCAAAGCCGGGAUCCCAGCGCCAGUUUUGGCUCCGGCUCAAAGAGUGGCCGACCAGAAUCAUUUCAGUCACACAGCUCAGUGCCUUCAGGAGAUGAUGAACAAACAAACUUCCCGUCACAGUGUUCUCAGAGCACACUGGGUCAGAUCCACGGCAGGGAGGAACACUUCUGUUUGGACAACUGCGGACCACAAAUGGCCCCUUUAUCUCUGGAUUUAACCGCGAGCGGCGUGUGCCCCAUGUUGUCCCUGCCAUGCUCAGACUCUGACAAAACAUAUCAUUCCUCUGAGUUUUCCGAAGGAGACAUUCUGGAGAUGGGGAACGAGUGUAAUCAGAGCGGGAUGAGUCUGGCAGAUUGCAGCUUACCCUGCGCGCUGCCAGCCCCCGAGGAGGUGAAUCCACCGGAACUCAUAGAGUCAGCAGACACAGAUAUAAAACAGUCUAUUGCGACUCUCGUGGCUGAAACCAACUGUAAACCCGGCUCGUGCCCGCUCCAGAUGCCGGGGGGAGAAGACUGCGGCGCGCUGCUCCAGGAGGGCCAGCCCGGCCUCGGAGGGGGCAUGGACGAUCUGACGGACCAGACGCUGAGCGCGGUGAGCCACGAGGACGGCUUUGGGGAGCGGAGUCGCGAGGAGCGGGAAGUUGCAGAACAUCUGGCGAAGGGGUUUUGGCCCGACCUCUGCCCGGCUCAGGCCCCGCCUCUCCCGCUGGAUCCCACGGACCAAAACAAUCUGGCGAAAGCAUCAGACUUCCACUGGCUGAAGCAGCUGGAUCUGAGCUCCAGUACAGGAGACUGUCCCUUCCUCAGGGGCCUCGGGACGGGCGAUGAACCUGCAGCACACAAUGACAGUUUGUCCCAAGCAGAGAAGAGCCCCUACAUGUCGUCCUCAUUCAACUCUGGGGACGAUUCAGACCUGGACACGGAUGGAGAUGCUGAGGCCAACAAAAGAAGAGCAGCAGAGAUUGACCUCCCAUUCCCAGUGGAGCAGAUCUCAGCAUUGAACCGGAGCGCUUUCCAGCAGCUUCUGAGACACCACAGCCUGACCCCCGAUCAGCUGGAAUUCGUCCACGACGUUCGGCGGCGGAGUAAAAACCGCAUGGCUGCGCGACGCUGCCGGAAGAGGAAGCUGGACAGCAUUCACCAGCUGGAAUGUGAAAUCAAAAAACUAAAAAGUGAGAAGGAGCGUCUGAUGCAGGAGCAAACCGAGCUGGAGCAGAACCUGGAAGACAUGAAGCAGAGCCUGUGCGGUCUGUGCAAGAGCGUGAGCAUCGAGUGUGGCUCCGACCCCCCGCUGGACGCCAUGCAGCUCCUCGCCAAACUCUCCCCGCAAAACUCAGACUCCGUCAAGACGGAGGAGCCGCAGAUCACCGUCCAGAUGGUGAGUUGUUCCCCGGAGGCGGAGCGAGACUCGGCUCAGAUCCCCCCCUCGCAGGCCGGCUCAGAGGAGCCCGCCUGCCCCGUUCCUGCAAAUUUGCUCGAUGCCUGUCUGGACAUGAACGACAGCAUAUGAUUGGACUCCAGACGGUUUAUGCAGAAGCACAGGAGAAAGGUGGACGGAGACUGUAUACUGUAAUCCUCUUUUGGGAUAGACACGCUUUUCCUGUGUAUUUUACUGAAUAAUUUUCUGCCCGGUAGAGAUAUCACCAGUUCCUCAAUAGUUGUAUUUCUACUCUGUAUUUCAAUAUACAAGACACACAGUUCAGUAUUCGUCAUAUUGAUGGUGCAGGAAAUGUUCAGGUAAUUCUCAAAAGUUUCCAUCUCCUAAAAUUAUGUUUGUUUUUCUCAGGAAAACUCACAAGCAGACUGUGUUUUAGAUCCCACUCAUGCAAAAACAGUUAUGGAAAUGAAAUCUUAUUUGUGUUUUAGCCUAAUUGUUCUGCUUCUAUGUACUGUAUCCAAAUCACUUUACUACUAUGCUGUUUUUUUAUAAUCAUGCAUUAACAGAACAAAUUACAGUAGAUUACUAGAAAAGUGUCACUGCUAACAUUAAUCCAUAAUUUCAUUUGAAAGCUAGUUUAAAAACCUGCCGGCCUCCGUCUGACAGAUGGUACUAGUUUAUCUGAUAUUGUAACAGAGAAACUUCAGAGAGUUUGUCGUUUGAUGCAAAAUGUGCCUUAUGCAGUAGUAAAGUGUAAGUUGAGAAGGCUAAAAGAAAUCUUUGUUUUUGUCUAGAGCACUGUUGCACAUAAACUCAGAGCUGAUAUCGAAGGCAUUCAUGCAUGUCUAGUAUUUUCUAUCCGAUGCUUUCAUGAAUUA
This is a messenger RNA of Salarias fasciatus (jewelled blenny), 2823 nucleotides long. RefSeq names its product transcription regulator protein BACH1-like. Lineage: Eukaryota; Metazoa; Chordata; Actinopteri; Blenniiformes; Blenniidae. The record is from RefSeq and is a predicted model, not a curated record. The transcript has 5 exons. Gene Ontology annotation, biological process: regulation of transcription by RNA polymerase II. Gene Ontology annotation, molecular function: protein binding; RNA polymerase II cis-regulatory region sequence-specific DNA binding; DNA-binding transcription factor activity, RNA polymerase II-specific. The coding region runs from base 125 to 2077 and encodes 650 amino acids.